AUGUUCUCUACCCCUCUUCACGCCUGUCUCUUGGCCGCGACUCUCUUCUUCAAUCUCUCCUCCGCGUUCCCUCUCAUGAGCCGCGACGUGCAGUGGUCCUUUACUCUCUUCCCGUCGCCGUCCUGCAACGGAACCCUCGGUGACUCCCAUGCCGGAUCCGGCAGUACAGGCUGUCGGGCCGAUCUCCACAGCGUCGCCUCGGCCUACACCCUGAACUCCGUCGCCCAGGGCUGUCAAAUUGAAUUCUUCGACAACACCAUGUGCGACGGGAACGAGCUGUCCGAUGUCGCGGAUCAAAUCACGGCCGUGCACACUUGUCGCAAGUCUGAGGCAAGACGUCGCUACGGUUCAUACCAGGUCACCUGCGAGUGA
Messenger RNA from Penicillium paradoxum, 372 nucleotides. RefSeq lists its product as uncharacterized. Bases 1 to 372 code for a protein of 123 amino acids. The record is from RefSeq and is a predicted model, not a curated record. The transcript has a single exon. NCBI's taxonomy places the organism in Eukaryota, Fungi, Ascomycota, Eurotiomycetes, Eurotiales, Aspergillaceae.